Molecule: messenger RNA, 1140 nt
Organism: Oikopleura dioica
Lineage: Eukaryota; Metazoa; Chordata; Appendicularia; Copelata; Oikopleuridae
Source: the annotation of a GenBank genome assembly
AUGGGCGAAGUUCGAAAGCGAAAAGCAUCUGGCGAAGCCGAAGCGAAGGCGCCAGAAAAAGAGGUUGUUUUUCAGAAACAAGGGAUGGGAUUCUUCUCGGUCGUUUUUGUCGCGGCAAUCCUGGCCGGUUCUGGAUGCCAUGUUUUGAAGAAGGAUCAAGCUGCGGAAUUCGAUGCUGUCAGAGGCUUAGCUGCUCAGUUGAAAGCGGACAAUGCCAAAACGCUCUCAACAAUCGCCUCAAUGCAAGAAGGUCUUGAAGCAAAAGACUCAAUCAUCAAACGACUCCAAGAAGAAGUCACUGCCACGCACGAGAAAAACGCCCUGCUUAAAGACGAGCUAAAAGAGCUGAAUGAAGACAUUGAGAGUACCGAGGUCUCUCUCAAAGCUGAUAUUGAGGCAAAAUGGUCUGAUCAAUACGAAGAGCUGAAAAGACAAGCCGAGGCAUUUGGCAAGCUAGAGCAAGAUAUGCUCGACGCCGUAAAUACAAUCGAACUUCUCGAACAAAAACUUGGUGAUCUGCAAGAAACUGUCGAAAAAUCUUCCGAAGAAAAUGAUGCUAGAACAAAGUCAAUGAGCGAGCUUCAAUCCGAACUCGAAUCUGCCAAAACCGAAACUGCCUCAAAACUGAUCCAGCUCCAUGAACUCGUCUCCACUUCCGGCGUCGACACUGAAAAAAUCGACGGCCAAGCAGCUCAAAUUCUCAAAGUCCAGGAGUCGCUCGCUGCUCUUGAGAAAAAACUUGAGCAGGACUCGGCGAAACUCGCCGCCGAAAUUGCCAAAAGUGACGUUUCCUCUGAUUUGUCCGCUCUUGAAAAUUCUAUCAAGGAACAAAAACAGACUGUAGAAAACCUUCUCGGUGCUCUUCAAAACGCGGCAAAGGCUGAAGAUGUCGCAAAAAUAGCAUCACUUGCGAAGGACAUCCAGCAGGCGCUUUUUGAAGUUGAGCAGUCGAAGGUUAACAAGGACGAUGUUGCGCCGCUUCGAGCUGAAUUUGAGACGGCGAUAAAGCAGCUUUCUUCUACCCUGACCGCGCUUUCUGACACUGUAAAAUCUUCCGACUUGAAGUACACCUCCGAACUCGCUGCCCUUUCCAAGACCAUCGAAAACCUGAAAUUUCCGCAACCAGAAAAGACUGACUAA